AGGCGUAAUCGUCACACGGGCGUUUCUCUUCGACGGAGGAAAGGUUACCUGCUUCAACAGUGCUUGAACGGCAACCCAACUACCGUCUCUCAAAACCUCCAGCUUUAAUUAUUGCUAGCUAACAUUUUUUUCCAGUCGUGUGCGUCACCAUCAACUAACUACGAGACCAUCGACUCGUUUUUUUCUGUGUAAAUAAGAAUUAACGUUUGGAUAACUGGCGAAGCUUCGUAGCAAAACCUAGCUAACGACCAUUUUGUCCUCUUGUUCGACAAUUAGCUCUUGUCUUUGUGAAGGGCAUUAUAAAACGAGGAAAUAGUUCACUGUGCAGAAGCAUGAGUUGCCAAGUGAGACAGAACUUCCACCAAGACUGUGAGGCAGCCAUCAAUCGUCAGAUCAACCUGGAGCUCUAUGCCUCCUACGUCUACCUGUCCAUGGCAUACUAUUUUGACCGGGAUGACCAGGCACUGCACAACUUUGCCAAGUUCUUCCGAAAGCAGUCCCAUGAGGAACGUGAGCAUGCAGAGAAGCUGAUGAGCCUACAAAACCGGAGAGGAGGGAGGAUCUUCCUGCAGGACAUUCGGAAACCAGAGCGGGACGAGUGGGGCAGUGGUGUAGAAGCUCUGGAAUGUGCUCUGCAGCUGGAGAAGAGUGUAAACCAGUCUCUGCUAGACCUGCACAAGGUUGCCUCCGAACGCAAUGACCCCCACAUGUGUGACUUCAUUGAGACACACUACUUGGAUGAGCAGGUGAAGUCUAUCAAAGAGCUGGGCGACUGGGUCACCAAUCUGCGGCGCAUGGGUGCUCCCCAGAACGGAAUGGCGGAGUACCUGUUUGAUAAGCACACACUCGGCAAUAACAGCAGCUAGACACCUCUCUUACUCUAUUGUUCUUUUACUACUUGUGAUUGUCUGAUAGUGGCAUCUUUCAGCUGUGCACUACAGCUCUAUACUACCCUUGUAAUCAGUGCAUUGCCCCAUAGACAAAAGCUCCCUCAAGUCACUCUUGUCUGUCUCAUCUCUCAGUGCCAGUCAGCUUGCUCUUCCAUUACCCUAGUCUGGUGUGGUUCUGCUUAUACGUCUUUUAUUACAGGUAUACGCUCAUAACAAUAAAUUGAACUCUCUGGAUUGUCAA
Molecule: messenger RNA, 1131 nt
Organism: Megalops cyprinoides (Indo-Pacific tarpon)
Lineage: Eukaryota; Metazoa; Chordata; Actinopteri; Elopiformes; Megalopidae
Product: ferritin, heavy subunit
Exons: 5
Coding region: 333-866 (177 amino acids)
Biological process (GO): iron ion transport; intracellular iron ion homeostasis
Cellular component (GO): cytoplasm
Molecular function (GO): ferric iron binding; ferrous iron binding
Source: RefSeq, a predicted model, not a curated record